ACUCAGAUCUCAAGAGCCAGUUGAUGUUCACCAAAAAUGCCUGAUUACACGAAUACUGAGUUAAUGGAAUUUAUUUGUCGCGUCUUGAAAAAAGUUCACGCGAUAGAGUCAAAAUUGGAUCAAUUUCUUGGCAUUAAAAAUGACGACGACGACGAAGAGAAAGACCAGACUGCAUCGCCUUUUGAUAUAUUAACUCUUAAUGAUAACGUCGACUUGAGCUUCAAUUUCAAUCCCAUCAAUGAUGACAAGGAACUGCAAGAAGUUACUGACUUGAUUAACAAAGAUCCAAAGUAUUUGCAGAAUUUGCGAUUACUCAUGCAAUCUAAGCGAAAAUUCUGUUUGGAAGACAUUUUUACUGAAAAAUUUCUACUCGGCUGCAAUCUCUGCGGUAUAAAUGGUAAAAGGAAACUUGAGGGUCUUGCACCUUUUGAAAAGGUGUAUGUCUACGUUCUAAAGCUCAACGGUGAAGAUCCCAAGUACAUACGUAAAUUAGUGAUGAGCAAAAUCAGCCAGAUAAAUCAUCGUGUCAGUCGAAGGGCCCGUCAUAAGCUACAAAAGAGACUAAAAGCCUAUGAAGGUCUCGAAGAAGGACAAAUCCCUGUAGAUCACGAUUACCAAAGAUCAGAAUUCAAUGAAGACAGUUUGAGUUUGGAUGAAGACGAUUCUCAGUUAGACAUUGUGAAAAAUGAACCUUUCGACGAGGACAGUGAUAGUAAUGAGCCCUUGGCAAAAUUGGUACCUUCAGCAGGUGAAGAACCUUCAAGUAGUUUGGAACCUACGAAGAGUGUCACUCCUCUCAGGGGUUUUCCAUUCGAGCCGAUAAAGACAAAAAAGGAAAUGAGCAUUGUUGACGAACGAAUUAAGGAGGAUCCGGAAUACUUGGAACAACUUCGAAAGCAUUUCAGUAGAAAUCGCGACAACGUUUGUCGAUUGGAUCAACUUUUUACCAGUGAGCUUAUGUUUACAUACAACUAUUCGGGCAUGCACGACAGGGAAAAAUUGACUGAUCUCACGCUUUAUAAGGAUAUUUACUUCCAUUUAAAACGAAUCCAAGGAGCAACUUUAGAAGACAUCGAAUUUGACGCCAAAUCGGAAUUGAGACGAAUGAAGAAAAGAGUUUACUCACGAAAUGAAACAAGACGUAUCAAACCACCGCCGUGUAAAAAGACAAAAAUCUAAGUUAAAUUACUGAAAUUCCAAAAUAACUUACAUUCAAAGAAGCUGCUUUUUAAGGUUAUCUCUUAAAAAAUAAAAAAAAUGCUAAACAGAUUUUAUGUU
Molecule: messenger RNA, 1278 nt
Organism: Culicoides brevitarsis
Lineage: Eukaryota; Metazoa; Arthropoda; Insecta; Diptera; Ceratopogonidae
Exons: 5
Coding region: 37-1179 (380 amino acids)
Source: RefSeq, a predicted model, not a curated record